Molecule: messenger RNA, 3128 nt
Organism: Penaeus chinensis
Lineage: Eukaryota; Metazoa; Arthropoda; Malacostraca; Decapoda; Penaeidae
Product: cilia- and flagella-associated protein 36-like
Exons: 7
Coding region: 250-1281 (343 amino acids)
Cellular component (GO): axoneme; ciliary base
Source: RefSeq, a predicted model, not a curated record
GCAACAUUCCAGAGCAGUGAGUCCGUCGUUGGUGUUUCGCUCACGACAUUCCCGCUCCGUCAAAUCGCGGUCGUCCAGUGCGCCUUCCAGUGGUCCCCGAUCUAGUGGUCCGUUGUGGUCUCCCAGGGGUGUUAGGAUUCCUCCUCCUCCCCUUUCCCCCAUUAAAAAAAAAAAAAACAGUCUUGGCGAGAAAAAACUCCUUGGCUUUUAGACUCGGAGAGAGAAAGAGGAGACCAGUUCGGAGCCACAAUGGGUGACGAUAACGCAUGGGUUUUUGACAGCUUAGUUGGUUUUCUGAGGGGACCUGUCUGGAAUGUGCCAAUCCUCACCUUCAUUGAACACAAGUCUCUCAUCUUCGAGCCCGGCUGCGAGGAUGACUCCGAACACACCAAGAUCCACGAGGAAUACAAGAACCUGGUGGACUUCAUGCUGGGGUCGUACAUGGAGGACAUUGGCAUCACCCCCGACCAGUUCGAGUCGGCUUGCGGGAAGGCCUCCAUCAAGACCACGUUCCAUCAGACGCUGUUCGAGCAAGUAUGGGCGGCUGACGACUACGAGAUUUUCAAGAGAAUGAUGAUCCAGAAGAACCUCGAGCUGCAACUGCAAGCACUGGAGCUGCUGCAACAACGUUAUGGCAUCAUCCCCGAAUCGUGUAUGCCUGGCGAUGCCAUGAGUCCCGAGGAGCAAGCAGUCAUGGAGGAAGUUAUCAAGACCCCUGGGGACAAGCCUCCCUCUGACACGAGCGCUAUGACCGACGAAGAACGAGCUUUGUUGGAAGAAGUGAAGAAGAAGUCCCUUGAAGAACACGAGGCGGUACAGGCGAGUCUGGACGAGGAGACACGCGAUCUGGAGAAGGCGAUUGUGGAGUCGAAGUUCGAAAAGGUGCGGCUGGAGCAGGAGCGAAAUCGGGAGAGGGAGAUGCUGGAGAAGGCGCUGAAGAUGUCUCUGAGUGACACGCCGGAGGAGGAGGAGGAGGAGGGGGAGGAGGAGGCAGAGGCACCGGCGGAGCAGGAGACGCAGCAGAGCGACCAGAUUGACCCCGAGAGCAUCCGUCGCCGAGCGGAGUACCUGAAAGAGCAGAGGGACAAGCUCCUGGCGCUCAAACAGCAGGAGAGGGAGAAGCAGCUCGCGGCCUUCGAGGAGUCGGCGCCCCAGAAGAGACCCAAGUCCUCCAGGGCGGCUAGGAAGGUGCUGGCUGGCUCAGACAUCGACGCCCACACGCUGCAGGUGCGGAAGGCCCUGGCGGAGCGACUCAAGGCAGAGGUCAUCGGGAACCAAUAAACCACACGAGGAAUUAUGUAGAUCUCCUAAGUCGCUUCCUUAAACUUCAUUGUGUUUUUUGUUUUCUUUUCUUUUGGCUGUGUCUCCUUGUCUGUCAGUCUGUUUGUCUUGUGAGUUCCUAUCUCCUGUCUUUGACUCGACUGUUUGGCAGUUUUCUCUCUCUCUCUCUCUCUCUCACUCUCUCUCUCUCUCUCUCUCUGUCUGUCUGUCUGUCUACCUAUCUCUCCUCCAUUUCCCUGUAAUGGAAUUUGCAUUAAUUCAUCGUAUUAAUAUUAAAAUUUCUCAGCAUUUCCGUGGGACGAAUGAAGCGUUUGCGAUAACAUUUUCCCCGCUGUUAUUUCCUUGUAAUGUUCUUUGUAAUUGUCGGUUCUUGUUCGCAAACGCAAAGAAUGGAGGAGUCAGUAUUGAAACAACAGUCUUCUUGUAAUGCAAUGUUAAUGUAAGACUGAAACUGUGUGAACUACAUCGGGUCAGUGGGUGAGAAGAAGAAAAAAAAUGUAGUUAUUUUUGUUUUAUUUAUAAGAUGUAUACAUAAGCCUUAGGGUCAGCUCGAAGCAAGAAAAAACAAAACAAUAACAACGCACAAGAUCAAAUGCUGUUUCUCAUAUCAGUUUAAACGCUUCCAAAUACUCGAUCUCUUAAACUCCAAUAGAGUCAUAGCACAUGCACACAAUCUGUCUCAUGCUUAUUAUGGAAUUCAGUCCUCCCAUCUUUUCAGUGUUUAUAAUCCGUUUUCUGUGGAGAGGAAAAAAUAAAAUCUGUUUAGGGUUCGGUGAUUAGAAAUGUCCUCGUAAAUAAAUUUGGCAGUGGUUUAGAUUCAUCUCCGGUUGACGAAGAAAAAAUAGAGUUAAGUAGUAAUGAUCAGUAUUUAUUUACUGGUAAUUGUUAUAUGAAAAUGGCAUGGUAAUAACUUUGUUAAUUCAAACGAACACUAAAGUUUUGUUAGGCAUGUUUAAGGAAUUCAGUCCUUCGAAAGACAAUUUUACAAGUGAGAUAGAGAUGGAAGAAUUUCGUUUAUCCGAACUUUAAGACAAAAAAAAAAAAAAAAAAAAAACAUUAAACCUACUACGCAUAGCACGAGACAUUUUGUUGGCUGUAAUAAUUGAGAUUAUUAUAGCUAUGAGAUAUGUGAUACGAUUUCUACUCUCCCAUGCUCAUGUGCACUGCUCAAUGUGAUAAAAUAUGCUAACGAGAAUACAAAAUGGUGUUUUGCUUAGUCUUAGUCAUAAUAUUUUCUUUGCUUAGUGACCAGUAUUUUAGAAACUUUACGCAGUCGAUUUACCAAGAUUCAGUGCCUUUAUCUUCUAUUUUUCACCAUUAUUGGCACAGAGAUAACUUCUGGAUGGCAAAGGCCCUGCAGAUCUUAAUCUCUUAAUUGAGAACUUUAUAAAUUGAAAUUUCAGGUUGGUAACUGUAAUUAGGGGUUUUAUUUAUACGUCCAUGGCUUUGAUUAUGCGAUGUGACUCUGUCUAUGUAUCAUUGUUGUUAUACAAUGUUAGGGAGACCAAAUAUAAAAUGAAUACCCAUCCCCCCGAAUACCCAUCCCCCCCUAAAAAUGUGUAACUGGUGAUUGAUAUUUUUUUCUUUUAUUCAACUCGUCAGCGACACUGUUGUUCACCCAUAGAAAUAAAGAAAAAAAAUAUGUUUAAACUAUAAAAAGAGUGAUAUUUACAUAUCAUAUUACCUUCACUUCUUUUUUUAGUUCAAUAAAGAUUUUUCAUGUGAAUUUGUUAUCGUUUGGUACAAUGAGUUAGAUUUUAGAAUCACGUUUAUAUGAUAGUGUAUUGCACGUGGAUGAGUAUUUUUGCCUAAAGCACCGCGUCUGCACAAUAAACUACACGAGAAAA